CGACCACUGCGAAAGUUGCUUAAGUUCAACGAAUCGCACCCGAACGCGCUAACCAAACGUGCCAUCGAGCUCCUCCAUGACAAAAAAAAUCACAACUGAAGAACUCUACAAUAAGCAAAAUGAUAAAGUGUACGCUCACGUUUCUAAAGAAGCUGCUCAAGAAGCCGGGAAGGUACAACGUGGUCUUCAUCCUGCGUCCGUAAUGGUUUGGUGGGGUGUGUCUUAUAAAGAAGUCACAAAACUAUAUUUUUGUGAACAAGGAGUGAAAACUUCAGCCAAAAUGUAUCAAAAUACAGUCUUGGAUCAUGUUGUGAAACCUCUCAACAAUACACUUUUUAAAAUUAUCCGUGGACUUUCCAGCAGAAUUUCGCACCUGAUUACAAGGCAUGCAUGUCCUGUGGCAGAAAUGACAACACGACAUCUGUUGGGCAUGGAAGCGAUCUAGUUUUUACAAUCUUCCACCGGAAUUUGCUUCCAAGCUACUCUAAAAGCAGUGUAAAGUUGACCGAUGUUUGAUGUCUGUUUUGUUACCACUGUCUUCAUCACCUGGAACCAUAAAUUUUCUAUUGGGUUUAAAUCAUGACUGUACAGGGGGCAAUCCAAAACUGUCACAGACUGGUUACUUAAAAAGUCUUUUAUUACUUUUACAGUGUGUUUCGGACCAUGGCAACCGAUGGCGUAGCUUCUUGACUUUCACAGGUGCUUGUAACAGCCUAGACUGAAUAAAUGACUUUGGAUCCAUAUCUUUGUUCGGGGGGCGUCUAACAUAUUGUUUUCCGUCAGAAUUAAUCAUAUUAUUUUUUGUUACAUCAGAGAAAAGCACAUGUUACCAUUCUCGUUCAGUCCAGUGUACAUAUUUUUAGCAAAUGCUAAUCUUACCUUAACAUCUUGCUUUUUCAAAAGUGGCACCUUCCGAGACGCUCUUCCGUACAAGUUUGCCUCACAUAGUCUCCGUCUAAUUAUUCUUGCAGACACACCCUUCGACCCUCCUGCACCAAACAACUCCGAACGUAUCAGUUCUGAUCCCCUGGAUGGAUCUUUUUUUGCAAAACAACACCAUCUUAGAGUGUUCCCGCAGAGUAGUUUUUCUUGGUCUCGGUUUUCUUGCUACGUUUUCGGUCGUGUUGAACUUCUUGAAAUGUUUUAUAGCAUUCAUAACUCUGUCCUUAGAACAGUUCCAGUGGUUUGCUAUUUUUCUGUGUGAGCAAUCUUUAUUAAGAAAGUUGAAAAUAAUCUUCCUUGUGGACGAAUCGCAACUCUUGUUUUUUCCGAUAUUGCUGGGUUAAAAACAUAUUUAUUUUAAUUAAAAAAUUAGGUUUUAUAUGUAAAGGUCACGCGAUAAAAGUUUAUUAAAGUUAAUUGUUUUGUUUAUAAUAUUUUUAUAAAGUUAAAAUUAAAAGUUUAAGAAUGUUACUAAUUUUUUUAAACAAACGUUAUAUUAUUGCUGUUUAUGUAUCCAACAAUGGCAUUCAGUAACAUUGGAAAAAAAAAAUUACAUCAUUUGUUAAGAAAUUGUUUAUAAACAAAUAGACAAGUUUAAUAUUUAAACAUUUUUUUUUUACCAUUAUCUUGUCUUGGCAAAAUAAUGAUUUUAUUAAAAAAUCUUAUUUUUUUUAUUGUUUAUAAUCGUUUUUUUUUUAUAUUUCGAUUGUUUAAAUAAUUAGUUAAGGAAUGAUUUCUUCUUUAAAAAUCAUAAUUGGCAUUUCUCCAUAGGUCAAUUAAUUUCAUUGUUUGUAAACUUAAAUAUUUGUUAUAAACAAAUUAUAAACAAAUACCUCUUUUUUGAAGUAAAAACUUCUUUAGCGGCGUUGUACAUUUUUUUUGUAUGGGUAAAAAAUGUUAAACUCGCGUCAGGUUACACGUGGGUGAUCGCAUCAUGACACACAAUAAAAUUGGAAUGGUUGUUGACUUUCAAUAUAUUGGUCGAAACAUAGUAAUACUUUAUUUUACCAUAUUAUAAUAAGUCUCUAUCUAGGACGUCCACGCGGUAGCUUUAUUGAAGAAAAUGCCUUUUUUUACAAUAGAUGUCACUAGCUGCGCUUAAAUGUGAUUCAUGUAAGUUGAUAUGUUCAUCAUUAUUUGUGUAACAUAAUACACAUAUUUUCUUCAGAUUUAAACAUUGAGUUGAUUUCUUUACAAUUUAUGUCGCUAAGUGCGCUUAAACGUGAUUAAUGUAAGUUGAUUUUUCUGAGAGAUAAACUUUUUUAAUGUAAUAAAAAUAUGUUUGUGUACGAUAGCGCAAUAAAUAAAUAUUGUAUUCUACCACAUACAUGAUCGUACUUUUAUACUGAUAAUUAAAGAAAUUCGUGCAAAAUUGUUCCCUAACCAUUCCAAAAUAUCAAAAAAGCUAGAAGUUAAUAUUCAAAUUUUCACUUAUGCCGGCACUCCCGAAGUGCAACCCGCCCUGUUUUUUUAUAUUAUUUUGUUAAUAACAAUUGCAAUUUUUUACGUGCAGUAUAAUCCUCAAAACGCCUUUUUCUAGAGGUCAUUCCGAAUCCAAUGAGCUAUUGCUACAUUUUUAGGAGCUUUAUCUCUAUUUUUCACGUUUUUCAACUUGUUGACUGGACUAGUAGGGGAUUGGGUCAGGGUAGGCAACGGUACGAGUGAUAUUUUUUGAUAUCGCAAGCGUGGCUAUGGUGGCCGCUUACCAUCAGGCGGACGAUACGCUUGUUUACCACCCUUUUAACAUAAAAAAAAAACAAGAUUAUUAUUAUUUUGGUAGAUCGAUACUUUGAAAUAGUUUAAGUUACUAUGACAUAACAACACGCUACAGAGGGAAGUUUCACCCCCGCCAUCUGAACGCUUGACGUUCUAGCGGAUGGUGCGUUACGCACCUUUUUUUUUCUUGCGAACCAGCAUGAUCUGGAACGAACUUCCCCCAGCGGUUUUCCUUUUUAGGUAUGAUAUGGCGAUCUUCAAAAGGCAAGCUUGUAAACCUUUUUUUUCAGAGCAUGAGAGGUACCAGUGGUGCUGCAAGUAUCCAAGGGCGGUAAUGAACACUUACCUUUGGGAGGACUGCCAGCUUGUUUGUCUACGUAAAGAUAAAAAACCCUUUUUUUUUUAUUUAAGAACAACGGCCACUCAUACACCGAUAGUGAAUUCCGCACAGCAAACUAAAUCAUGGAAGGAAAUCCCUGGUCCUUCUUUGUGGGAUCUUAUAAAACAAGCUUUACCUGGUGCGAGUGGAGACUUGAACCUCACUGAUGGAUUAAAACUAGGGCAGGCUCUUUACGACCACUACGGACCGAUUGUGAAAUUAGACGGAUUUCUGGGGAGGCCGCCGAUUAUACUUUUGUAUGAUCCUGAACAAUGUGCACAGGUUUUGCGAUCAGAAAAUUGGUUGCCGAUUCGGAGCGGUUUCCAAUCAUUGGAUUAUUACAGAAGAAAUAAACGCAAUAAAGGCAACGAAAACCAAAGCAAUCCUGACAUGACCGGAUUGCUAACAGAUCAUGGUGAAACCUGGAAAAAGUUCCGGUCUACAGUCAAUCCGGUACUUUUGCAACCAAAAACUAUCAAACUCUACACCUCUAUCAUAGAUGAAGUGGCACAAGAUAUGAUCGUCAGAAUGAAAUCUCUACGUGGGGAGAACAAUAUGAUUCAAAGCGAUUUCGAAAUGGAAAUGAACCUAUGGUCACUGGAGUCAAUAGCUUUAGUCGCUUUGGGUCGGCGCCUCAGAUGUUUUGACUCACAUUUACCACCAAACUCGCCUGAGAAAAGACUCAUCCAAUUGGUCCACGAUAUUUUCGAAACAGCAGACAAAUUAGACUUUAAGCCAAGUUUAUGGAGAUACUUUCCAACAAGAGCUUAUAAAAAAGCAAUGAAAUUAUACGAGGAGCAGGAAAACAUAGCGAGAUUUUUUAUCGAUAAAACGAUUGAAGAACUUAACAAACAAGGAACAAGAAAAUCGGAAGAGGAGAAAAGCGUAUUAGAAAAAUUGCUUGAAAUAAAUAAAGACGUAGCCGUUAUUAUGGCUAGUGAUGUACUUUUUGCUGGCGUUGACACGACCUCAAAUACGAUAACAGCUUCACUUUAUCUGCUGGCAAAUAAUCAAGAUAAGCAGGACAAACUAAGAGCAGAAAUAUUAUCCAUAACUGAUGAAAAUCAGAAACGAAGCUAUUUGAGAGCGUGUGUCAAAGAAUCUAUGAGGAUAAUGCCUGUGGUGUCCGGAAACAUAAGAGAAGCUACAAAGGAAUAUGUCAUAUUCGGUUACUCUAUACCUCCGGGGAUUGGCAUAUCAUUUAUGCAUCAAGCCAUGUCAAUGAUGGAGGAGCACUACCCGCGACCCACAGAAUUUUUGCCAGAACGUUGGCUGGUAAAGAAAGGAGACCCACUGUACCAUGGUAACGCUCACCCGUUCGUUAAUCAACCAUUCGGAUUCGGAGUAAGGAGUUGUAUAGGCCGACGAAUCGCGGAGCUGGAAAUCUACACGUUCCUCAGCAGACUCAUACAGAACUUCAGGGUGGAGUGGUUCGGACCACCCAUGCAGACCAAAGUAGCUUCGAUUAACUACAUUACCGUCCCACACAAUUUCAUAUUCAAGGAUGCCUAAAUCACACUACAGUGAAAGACUGAGAUUAUUUUUAAAACAGUUUUUUCUUAUUAAAAGUUAGAUAAGAUUAUUUGUUUUACAAUCUACAUAUUUUAUAAAUACUUAAUACCUACUGUGUUGUAUUGUUUGUUUACAUAUUGUUAUUAAUCUGAUGUGUACAGUAUUUACAUGAAUUAUAUAAAUUUAUAAGUAAUUGAAGCUUACUCUUAUGUUUGUUUAGUGGCAUCGUUCAAAUCGUAUAAAAAUUAAUAUACAUAUUUCCGCACUGGGCCCGCGUUGUGGGUCAUGACCCGAUCUCCUUAUUCCAUCCAUAGGGAAGGCCUGUGCCCCAGCAGUGGGGACAUUAAUAGGCUGAUGCUGAAUACAUAUUUAUUAAUCGACUUGUUUCGGUCACAAAGUUGGAUACGUCACUACAAUUAGCUAAAAGACCAAACAUUGUUUAACUAUACUAACCAAACAUAAUUUUCGUCGAUCGUCGAGUUAAUGCUUGUGUUUUUAUAAUUUCCAAAUUAAUAUUACUAUCGUGACACACAGAAAGCCACAUAUCAACAGAACACCAUCAGCCUUUUAGAUUAGCCAAAAUAUGGCGAAAAUUGACUCUGUCGCCACGGUCAAAUAUUUAAAGAUGAAUAUUACUUUCUACUACCCUGCUAAUAUUGUAUAUGUGAUUUUUUUAUGUUUGUGUGUUUCGAUGUUAGUUACUCACGUUAACACGGCUGAAUAGUUUUGGAUGAAAUUUAUACAUAGCCAGCUUAUGAUCUGGAAAGAGACGGGAUACCUAUGUUUUAUCCCGGAAAAGUGUAAGGUUUCUAAGGGAUUUUUAAAAAUCUUAAUUUAACGCGGACAAUGUGACGGGCGGCCGCUCGUAAUAUUAUAAAUGGGAAAGUUUGUAUGUUUGUUACUCAAUCACGCAAACAUCACUGAACGAAUUUGCAUUUAAUUAAGUAGGUACGCAUAAAUUUUAUGCUAAAUUACUGGAAAUAAAUAAAGAAACGCCCUAAUAAUAGCGACAGAUCUCUAUUCACUGGUGUUGACUUGAUAAUAACAGCUCGUAAAUAAGUUGAUACGAUCGAUCGCAUGGAUCGCGUUGUUGUCCUAUCAAAUAUUUACGUGUCCUUCAUUUUGACAGACCUCAAACUCGAUAUCGGCAACGCUUAAGUUGCUGGUGUCGGUUAUUGGAACCGAGACAACUAAAAUAAGUUGAGGGAAGUGAUACUGUCUGUAAAGGAUUACAACUAGAAACGAUCGUAUCUGAAAGCUUGCCUCAAUGAAUCCAUGAGGAUGAUGUGGGUAUCAGGUGCAAAUGCGAGGGUAUAACGUGCUAGGCUUCAAAGUAUCCGAUGGUGUGAGAAUGUGAUUUUUAUGAUUCUGUACCCAAAAGGUAAAAAUGGAACCCUAUUCCUGUAACCUUGUCGUCUGUCUGUCUAUAUGUAACGGGUCUCUGGAUCGUAAAAAUAAGUUUAAGACCGGAAUUUUUUAUAUUUAAUGUAAAAUGCAAUUGAAAACGUUAAUGAACAGAAAACCAUGGCUAUGGAACAUAAUAGUGUCUGCUUAGAAAAAUUUAAUUAUCGUAUGAAAUGUGCAUCCCAAAUUCUCUCGCUUUAUCGUACAAUUAUGAUUUAUUUUAAACUAAAUGUCUUUUACUUUUUCUCUUAGCAUUAGCCAAGCUAAGCUAAUUCUUCGGAGCCUGAAGUUUUAUUCGCCUAUUGGUCCAAGCAAGCUGCGAUCUGAAUUGUAAAUAUCGGAGCGUCCUCAAACAAGCUUUGUGAUUGUGAAUCUGCGAGAUGCGCUGCACCUUCCAUACAUAAACAUUUUUCUCAAAAUCCCACUUUCAUUACUUGUUCCAAUUUGAAUAAACUAAUAACUACCUAUAGUCGAAUAAGACUUACACUGACACUGAUUGAACAUUGAAUAUAUUAUCAUUCAGUGUUUUGUGUGGAAUUUAAAAAUAAAUUUGUUUAGUCACGUAUUAGUAUAUUGCAGUGAAUUGUUGUAUUAACAAUAUUUUGUUUUAUAACAAUAUCAAAAGAUUAUUAUAACAACAUGUUUAUUUUUUUCAUCGAAAUCUGAAUCGUUGGGGGUGAAAUGGAGAAAAAAGCUUUCAUUCUCCAUUUCACGAAUGAAAAUGAAAGAUCAAGGAAUAGCAUCUUAUCACUUUUUUUUACAAUAAAAACAAUAUUUAUAAAACAAAACUGUCUGCAUCUCAUCAUACAUUUGAAUAAACAGAUCAAAUUCAAUAUGUGUUCAGCCAGCAUAUUAACGUUUGUGACAUUUUUGAUGAUAAAAGGAGGAUGUAUUUAGGUUUGCAGGAGCGUUGAGCCCACAAAUAGGCUAUAUGGGCUUAAGGGAUAUACGCCGAGCACCCACCCGCCGGAGGCUAAAUUGCCACUACGUAUUGGAUUAGACGCUUUCAUCCUCUUCGUUGUGUGCUAAGUCUAUUUUAAAAUCAUUUUCCAGCAUGGGUAAUGAUUCAUGUCAUAAUUUGGUGUGCAAACAUAACUAUUCUGUUACAUAAUAGGUAACUGUAAGUAAACAACUGUGAGCUCCAACUUCUCGGUUGGCAAAAUUUUAGAGAAUUUUAGUUGGCUAAGAUUUUCAAAACGGAAAUAUAUCACAAACAACUUAGAAACGUAUAAAUAGUAUAGACAUUCAGAGCUCAGAGAUAACCACGGGCUUUAUAAGUAAAUAAUAUGUUCCAAUAAAACUUUAUCAAUAAGAUAGUGAAUACCACACUAUUUCUCAUUGCGAGCAGAGGUGUUUACUUUUUUCGCUAUUCUGAAAAGCAAUCAACGAAUUCACCCAAUGGAAUGUAAUAAACACAAAAAAACUUUUCAGAAAAACUAAAACGCCGCGCCGCAACUUUUUAAUAGAUGCUAUCGCGGUGUACGGCUCGCGAUCGAAGAGAAUGGCUGGUGGAUGCAUCCGAGCGGCAAGAUUGAAAUUAAAUAAACCUCCUAAUAAAGGCGAAAAUGACUGCCUGUCUGCUAUGCCUUUACGCUUAAAACACAAAGUAAGUACGCAGAAAUAAAGUCUACUUUGGAGCUCCGUAGCGAAGUAGACUUUAUUUUUACAAACCUGCGAUAAAAACGACUAAAAUAAUAUUUGAGAGGGGUAAAAAAAGAAAUGAAAUGAUGUUAGAAAUAGUAUAUUACUGCAGCGCCCAACAAAAGAGGCAUUGAUAGACGAACGUGUAAAUAUGGGCCAAGGUGAAGUGGAGGCACACAUACGUAAGACCAUCAAUGCCUAGUUGCGGCCAAGGCUUGUAUAGUACUCUUCUCACGUAAUGCACGGAAACUAAAACUAAGAUGUAACUAAGCGGAACUUUCGGAAUUUUCAUACAACAUUUGCCGUCCGCUGCUGGCAUGUACGUGGCUAGUACACACACAUUCACAUUUCCAAACAUGUUUGAGAAAAACCAUUUAAAUACUUUACUCAGACACCUAUAUGAAAUUAUGUACGCAAAAGUGGAAGAAAUUAUUUGUACUUAUGACUCGUGAAUCGGUAUUUACUCGUUACUUUUAUUACUGGAAAAUUUUAAACUCCUGUGGGAUAACCAAAAAAAUCACGAUUGUGGAUGUGACAUUUCACAAUAAUAGUAUAAUGCAUGAUUUUUUAUAUUUUUAUUUAGUAGAUUACAUCUCCUUCAUACAGUAUAAAAAAAUCUACUUCAAAUUUUAAAUCACAUCGAGGAUUCCGAGGUGAAAAGUGUGUUCGCUCUUACAGAAUAGUCCUACUGGUCCCAAAUGGUCCCAGAUAUCGUUUCCGUGAGCGGUGUCGAUGUGUGCGUUGGUCGAGCGCAAUUUAUAUGUAGAUUAUCUUCUGUACUAUUUAUUUCGUGAUUUUACCGUACAUUAACACAAAAGGGAAGAUACGAAACGCUCAUACUACCAUUUAAAUAAAAUAUGCUCCGACUCGACUACAUAAGCAACCCUCACACACGUACACCUCUGUAAAUAAACAUUCAAUCGAACGUGCGAGACAGAACUGUACGCUUCAACGCAGAGUGAGCGAAACGGCGAUUCUGCGUCUGAGUUCGCACUGCUGAGCUAUAUUGUUGUCCUUUUCUUGAUGACAAAAUGGCGAUUACAUAAAUAAAAUUCAAAGCAAACGGAGUUUUACGAAAAGUGUUGCCGAGGCAUUGGUUAUUUGAUUUUAAACUAUUUGUGCAUUGUUUUAUCUUUAUAACACAGAAUAUACGCAAUAUUGCUAUAUUGAGUGCACAUGCAACGUGUUUGAAUGUCCAAUUGUGAAUAAAGCGAAUUGUGGUCAUGCACCACAAUUUAAACGGAUCACUUUUGAGCCGCGACUGCCGUAUCUUCCCUUUUUGUUUUAAUCUAAGGGGUUUACUUUAAAAUAAUCUAGGCAUGAUUAUGUCACCUUUACAAAUCUAAAAAACUAAGUAUAUAUUCAUUCGUACCACGGCAGUAAAAUCGUUUCCAUACAGUUAUUGAAGGAAUAGCCGUUUUAUUCAAUCAUUAGGAAUGUAUGAGACAAAACGUGGGUUGCCCGAGCAAUGUAAACGGGUGCGUUAAUAACGAUAAAAGCCCGGACAUAGGCCGACGUCACACGCAACUUCCAAUAAAGUAAUGGGUGCUUGUAGGGAUGUGAACUAGAUAUUUUAGAGGUGAAAACUUCUUUAGCGGCGUUGUAAAAAAUUUUAAACUCGCGUCAGGAAACGUGGCGUAAGACGAAAACAAUAAAAUUGGAAAGGUUGUUGACUUUCAAUAUAUUGGACGAAACAUAGUAAUAUUUUAUUUUAUCGUAAUAUAAUAAUGAGUCUCUAACUAGGACGUCCAAGUGGCAGCUUUAUUGCGAAGAAAUUGCAUUUUUUUACAAUAGAUCAUUAUAUGGUUGAUUUUUCUGAGAGAUAAACGUUUUAAUGUAAUAUAUAUCGUCAUGUUUGUGUACGAUAGCGCAAUAAAUGAAUAUUGUAUUCUACCACAUAAAUGUUAGUACUUUUAUACUGAUAAUUAAAGUAAUUCGUGCAAAAUUAUUCCCCUUACUAUUCCAAAAUAUCAAAAAUGCACAACGUUAAUAUUCAAGUUUUCACUUCUGCCGGCACUCCCGGAGUGCAACCCGUCGUUUUUUUAGUAGAGGAUGACUUUCAUGUCGAUUUUUUAGAGAUUCUUUUGUCGAUUAUUUGGAAUUUUGUACGUCUAUUAAAAGAUGAGCUGUACAAUGUAGAUUCACAUAAUAUUCUUACGAUCCUGUUAUUCCAUGAGUAGGUUUUGAAAGUAUUUUUUAAUAAAGCUGACAUAUGAUUUUUUUGAUUAUGAAUCCAGGCGGAUAAAUCUGCCAAGAAAAUCUAGUAAGUAGGUUCAAUUCUCGGUUAGUUAUCGUUGGCUGAAACCCAAUGGUAGUUUACAAUUCCUUAUUACGUUAGCGUUGGUUAAAAUCUGGUUCCCAUGUUAUUUAUUGAUUUAUCAUAUUGUAAUGCGCCUGGCUUUCUCAUUCGUUAUAAAUAGCAACUUAAUUCUAAUAUUAAUUAUCAUUCAUUAUUUUUAAUAUUAUUUUAAGUAUGAAGUCGAAAGAAUUCAUUUUUAAAACAUUACCGUUUUCGAACUGUUUAUUCUCUUCGAUGCCACCAAACUAUUCCCAUGUAGUGAUUCAGUUGUUUUAUACUUGUUCAAAGGCCAAGGAGUUAUGGCACCCUUGGAAAAGCGUGGCCUCCUGCUGCCACUGCCCUUGACUCGCAGUGGCCCGCCCCCAAUGUCAACAGACGAUUUCAUUCAAUUUACCAGGCAUAUAUUAGUUUUCAUGACAUUUAUAACGCGUUUACGACCGAUAAAAAGGCUAUGGCAUCAUCUUUUCUGGUAUGUUUGCAUUUGUUUAUCAAAUAGGUAUUCUUCAAUAGAAGUUUUGUGGGAGACUGUAUGGCAUAAUUUCUCAACACGUAUUAAUAAGAAAUUUUGUAAUAAAUGGAAAAUAGAAAGAAAGAAGUAAGAAAUAUUACUACGAAAAGGGUUUUAGGGAAAAUGAGAGGGAGGUUGGCUUGAUGGAAGAAUCAAGAGGUUAAGAUGUGAAGUAUUUGGUUUCACUUUUUCAAUGAUAUCACGUACCUAACAAAAAAUACUUGCCAUUUAUUAGUUCUCCUAAUGUUAAUUACUUAUAAUGGCAUCAAAUCAAAUUGAAUGAAAAAUAGUAUAAGGAACUGUUGUUAAGAUUUCUAGAGCUUAGAAGCAUUAGGGCGGAUGUUGAUUUUGCCAACUUUACAGGACAGAAUAAAAUAAAAAUUCAAUUUUAUCGGCAAAUAUUUCAGUAAGUACAAACAAUAUGUAAAUGUUGUCUUUGCAUUUACUUAGCUAAAUAAGGAGCUUAACUAGCUUCAUAAUUAAAAUUUAAAAACAAUGUUUCCAAACAGUGAAAAAUUAACUUUUUUAAAAAAAAUGAUGACAUCCGCCUUUAUGCCACUAAAAUUAUUCAAUGUAUUUGUUCAACUGAUUAGUAUGUGCCCAUACGGCUUUAUGCCUCCAAUUUUUGUAAUUUAAUGUAUGGUGUUUGUCCAAAUGCGACUUUUUUGUGUUCAUUUAUUAACCGUGGUUCUUUAGGCAAAAAGUCGGACAUCUCUUAACAAAAAAAACUAUUCCAUAAAUAAACGAUACUUAUUAAUUUAAUAAUAAUAAGAAAAUGAGAGAAAAUUAAAAUAUUUAAUUAUUCAUCUAUUUACUGGGGUAUACAUAACACACGGCGUCAAAAAAAUGCACCUUUAAAAAUUCUUAAAUAUUAUUUAGAGAAUAUUGUUGUGUAUCAUUAGAAAGGUAACGUAAAGGAGUAUCCAAAAACCUUUAAUUUUACCUUUUAUUUAAUUAAAAUUAUACAAACAACAUUAAAAUGAAAAAAAAACCUUAAUUAAGUCCUUAUUAACAACAGAUAAUUUACAAAGAAAAAUGUACAAAAAGUAUCUUAAAUUUAACUUAAGAUCUAGUGUUACCCCCCUAUCCCUCUACUCCCGAUCUAGUGUAAGAAUGGGCUAGGGGGGGAAUUCUUCAAUCACCGCGACUUGGAGCUCCUGUAGAGUCGAAGGAGCUGGAUCCCGAGAUCGAACCUUGCGUUUAAGAUGACCCCAGAGGUGCUCUAUCGGAUUCAGGUACGGACUUCUCGCUGGCCACUGCAUCACAGAGAUUUGGGACCUCUGUAAGAAGUCACUCACGAUAGCUGCAGUGUGGGCGCGGGCGUUGUCGUGCAUUAAUGUGAACCCCUCGCCAAAAGAUUCAGCAAAGGGGACCACAUGCACUUCUAGGAUCUCUGUGACAUAGCGGCGAGCAGUCAGCGACCCUUGUCCGCGAGUACUUCUAGUCCGAGAGACGCAGACAAGGCCGAUUUUGCUGGCAGCCGACAUACCGCCCCAGAUGAUGCAGGAGCCGCCCCCAUAUUCCACCGUCUCCUGGAUGCAGGCUUCCGCAAAACGUUCACCCUGCCUCCGGUAUACUCUUCUCCGUCGAUCGUUGCAGAAAAGACACACUCGCGUCUCGUCUGUGAAGAGAACAGCUCUCCACUGCUCAAGGAUCCAAUGGACGUGGUCACGAGCAAACUGUAAGCGGGCUCGCCGAUGCGCUGCUGUCAACUUGGGACCCGUAGCAGCUCUGUGGGCCACUAUCUUUUCUCCUUCAGUCUUCCUCUAACCGUAGAGACGCUCACGGUGCGUCUACAAACUGCCUGAAGCUGCUUUUGCAACUCAACAGCGUUAGAGAGACGAUUUCUCAGAGUUCGACAGAGACGACCUGUUCAACGGUCUACCGGUCUACCGGACCCAUGUCUCCGGAUAUAGCCACCAGUCUCUAUGAAGCACUGGUCUAUACUCUUCGAACGGAAAAACGGUUCAGUUGCCGGGCAACAUCACACUGCCGCAUUCCUAAUUGCCGUAGUGCAAAUACUUGAGCGGCUUCAUCAGCUGUGGUAUCUUCGAGGUGAUUUUUCUUCAGUAAAAUCUGUACGUUGACUCCGUGUGGACCGUUUUAUACCCACACAAGGAAACGCAACAAGCGACUCUCACGGUAGCAAAAUUUGCAUUGAAUUUUUGUGACACAUUAUUUCUUGCACUAGGUUUCAUUUGAUAAUGAAAAGUAAUGUUUUUAAUUAAGUCAAUUAAGAAACAUUUUUCAAUUAAAUCAUUAUUACUGUGACUACAUGUGCAUAUUAAAAGUUAAUGACAUUUGAAAAUGAUUUUCUAAGAGGUACAAUUUUUUAACGCAUUUUGUAUAUUAAUUAGUCACUUGCUGGAAAGUCGGGAAUAUUUCCGUUAUGAAUAAGAUUUCUAUAGUAGAUAUGAAACUCCAUAGGAACUCAUUUCAAAAGAGUCAUCAGCUCAUUGUACUUUGCAGUAGAUAUAGGUUUCUCAGUCACUUCACAAAACACCAACAGACCGAAGGUAAAACAAAAACACCGAAAUGUAAACAAACAAUGCGUGCAAGGAGCAAAGUGACAGACGGCCAGACAUACGAUCGCGCAACGACCAAUCACAACGUAUCUCAUUACACUUAAACUAAUUCAGUGUUAGUCAUUGGACAGAUAAUGCCCAAUGUCGCUAAUUUUUUGGCGCCAUAUUUUGAAUAGUUCACAUCCAUAACGAUUUAUUUUUACAUUGGCCCACCAAUGCAUUUACAAAGUUUCUAAAACAAAAGGCAUAAAGUCGUAUAUCUACAACCGUUUUAAAGUUAUUAAAGGAAUCUUAGAUGCAUAAUAUCGGAGGUUUAGUUACGAUGAAUAUUUUAAAUCACUGUUUGAACCAUAAAGGCGUGACUCCUUUUACGUAGCCUUGGUGCGAAUAUUUUUUUUAAGCAUAAGGGCCAAAUUUUCAAUCCACCAAAAGAAAAAUACAGUAAUGUAGACGCAGAGAGAAGGAAGUGAAAAUGAAACCUUAAGGUUCUAAUGAUUUUAGAAAAUCUGUAAGAACCGACAUUAUGCACGGAAUUAUCUUAGCCCAGAAAAGAGAUAGAAAUACAGCUCUUAGUGCUAUGGAAAGAGAACGAAGAGCUUUUCUUUGUUAUUCAAUAAAAAAAUUUUGCCCGACCUGCACAUCCGCCCAUAUGCACCUAAGCUCCAGAUUUAUUUAUCUAAUACUUUUAUCACUGUAAAUCGAUCGCCAAUUCUUAUAUAUUUAAGUCCACACAGGAGAAUUUGCUGUAAAAAGAAAUGGUUUGAUCUAUAGUUCGGUAAAAGAUAAUGAUGAAUGUGGCAGAUGUCAUCGCGUUUCCAACAGGAAGCUUACUAUGAUCUCUUAUUGUAGAACUCAUUAAGUUCUUGAUAAGAACUGAUUUUGAAUUUGAUUCAGUCAAGGUCUGGGUACAAUGUUUCAACUACAAAGUGAUAUCAGAUUUGUGGCGCCACAUUCCUUGUUAAAUUAAGAUGUUAUUCAAUUCAAAUUGUUUACAGACAACAAAAUGGUCCAUUAAAUCGUUAGUAACAAUAUUUAACUUAAAUGCUUUGUUAGUAUUUAUUAUUUUUAGGUUUCAAUCAAUGUGUGUUUUUUUAAAUUUUAAAUUGUAUAUUAAAUAAAAUAAAAAGGAAUCCAAAACAAAUGUGAAACCAAAAUGAAAUUAUGUAAUUAAUUAAUAUUCUGUAUUUAAAGUCGUAUAAUUUUAAAAUCAUAUAGUUAUUGGAAACUAGCCCAUAUUAUAAGGCGUUAGUAACUGAUAUAAUUAGUACAUUCUGCAACUGCGUACCAACUCAUAUAAGUCAGAUAAUAGCAAUCGGCUUGAUCAUUCAUUCAAUUGCGACUACGAAGUUACAAACUAUUGAGUAGUACCUAAACUGAAUCGGAAACAAAAAAUAGAUAGUACCGUGGAUAAUCUCAUGUACGUAUUUCACUUUUAAUACCUACGCUUGGCAGUUUCAUUAGGCUUGUCAACUUUGGCUUGUGCACAAAAAAAAGGUGGUAGUGGCACUCGUACGUUUCUAGUUUUUCGGUUAAUUGUUGUUAAAUAAACAGGAAGAAUGAAAAUAUAAAACAAAUCUAUGUAUUUCAAUUAGGUGAAAGGAAGGGGUGAAACGUCAUAAACAUGAAACUUUACUUAAUUUCAAUUAUAAUGUUAAUGUUAUAAAACCAAAUUAAAAAAAAACGAUAUGUGUAUUCGGACCCAUAGAAAUAGUAAAACUUUAACUGACAAUUGCCGAGAGAAUCUUCGCCAGCGUGCCGUCUCCCACCGCGCGAUAUAUCGUCUACCCUCUUCACGCGGCUGUAACGCUUUUUCGUGUCAGCAAAAUCCUAAUAGUCUAUAUAGAAGUUUCACUUCAAAAAAGAUAAUAUAAUUAACCAUUUAAUGUUAAAUUCAAACAACCGUCCACUCAACAGUUACAAUGAUUUUUUUGCUCUAUUUUGGCACAAUAAGUUCACAGACGCGUGUCUCAAAUGCAUGGCACUCUCACUAGUCCUAAGCAGUCCGACAAAUCUUGUAGUUUUCGUGAGCGGUAUCUACGUGUGCUUGCUCAAGUGCACUUUGUAUGUAGAUAACAUUCUGCUGUUAAUACGCUCACACUGUUUUUUUCUAUAUGACUUCGCACGGUUUGUGCAUUUAGCCACUGUCAAGUGUAAAAUGUUUACAUAUUCUAUAGCACUCGUGGUCAAAAUAUUAGUCAAGUCUAAGUAAGUGGCAGUCAAGUCAAUCCCCCUUUCCCUAUGUUUCAGUAAAUGUGUGGGGAUUUACUGGAACCUCCCCGUGGACUUCUUGAGGGAACGUCGAAAGACACUUUCCGCUAUUUUGUUGCACUUGCCAACACUUGUGCAUGUUUCCGAACACUUAGUGGUUAAUAAUCCACCUUUAUUAGACACUAACAUCCACCACGACACAAUUUUUAACAAGAUAAACAAAACUGCUAAAGUGACGCUUCCCGAUCCCGCCAAAAAGUCCGCGCUCACGCGUGGUUGACAGAUUAACGAAUUUUUAUUUUGUUUUGCUCUUUUGGGAAAGCAAAGGUUAAGCCAUACAGUUUUGUGAUUUGAAUUUUUUUCUUCGUUGAUAAUGGUGAAGAAGGCUAUGACUAGUCUGAUGUCUUUUUAAUUCAAUAUUAGAUAUCUAGAAGAGUUAAUAAGAUAAGUCUAUAAAGACUAGUAUAAUUCAAUUUUUUUAGGAAACAGCAAAUGACCGCUGACACACGCGAAACAAUCCCAAUUAUGCAUAAGCGAGAUAGAUUUGUAUGCUCAAAAAAUUCAGGUUCAUCAGGUUCGGGUUUUCUUUAUUUACCUAAAUAAUAUAGAAAAUACAAUAUUGAAAAAAAGAUGUAGGUAUAAUUUUUUUUAAUACUAUAAUAAGUAAGUCAUAUAUUUAUGAGUUUUCCGAACAUUAUGUUAUUUUUUUAUUUAUUUAUUUAAUAAUUUAUUGUACACUAAAUAAAAAUACAUAAAAAAUACUUAAAUAAUUACGUACAAAAGGUGUGGCUUAUUUCUCUGAGAAAUCUCUUCCAGCCCACCUGCGAUAGGAGCUAUGCUGGGAGACAUAAAUGUCGCGUGUACCUACACUAAAACAUAUUAAUCAAAAAAAAUAUAAAAUAAAUGCAUAUCAACUAUAUGAAUAAAAAUAUAUAAACAAUAUAUAAUAAAUACAUAAACAUAUACAAAUAAAUAUAAAUGAACACACAAGAAGUUUCGAUAGGAAAAAAAAACAACUGAGAGAAAGAAAAAAUACAAAAAAUUAUGUCAAGGACAGAUAAUAUUCCUUGACUAUAUUUUUAAAAAGCGGAAGUGUUGUGAUGUCUCUAAUUUCUGACGGCAGGGCAUUCCACAACUUCACUGAAUAAACAGUGAAGGAGUCGCUGUAGAAGUCGGUACGGCAAUGGUUGGGUGGUAUUUUAAGCAGAGUCCGAACGUGUGAUCUGCAGAGCACCCCCGGAGGUCGCACAAACUGGAAGCGGUCACGAAGAUACGCAAGAUACGCUGGGUUAUGCAAAAUGUUGAAUAACAGAAAUAGGAUACGGGAAUUUCUACGAAGACGGAUAGGAAGCCAUUUAAGUUGUGUUCUGAAUUUGGAAACAUGGUCAUAUUUACGCAGACCAAAAAUAAAACGUAUGCACAAAUUUUGUAGACGUUCGAGCUUAGUCAAAAGUUCCUCUGUGAUGUCCAGAUAACAGGCGUCUGCGUAGUCCAGACUGGGGAGAAUCAGUGACUGGGCCAAAGAAAUUCUGGUUUCAAUCGGUAAACAGUAUUGAAAAGAUUUUAAUGUGUGAAAAGAGGAAAAUACUUUACGACUGACUUCGUUAAUGUGAGCUUUCCAAUUCAAGUUGCUGUCAAACGUGAUUCCUAAAUUUUUGGCAGUAAGGGAGAAAGGAAUAAUUGAGCCAUCGAAUACCACGGGUGGUAGCAACUUCAAAUCCAACUGUUUCGUCAUAUAAGCACUUCCCAUCAUCAUAACUUUAGACUUUGAGGGAUUUACCUGCAACCCAUACGAUUUAGCCCAAUUGUGUAUGUAAUUUAAGUCUUCAUUCAGAGCCGAUAUAGCCUCGUUAACAUCGGAAACGGGGAAAUGACGAUACAACUGCAAGUCGUCGGCGUAGAGAUGAUAGCUGCAGUUUAAAGAUUUAGUCACGGUGUUGAUAAGUAGUGAAAAAAGUAGCGGGGAUAAGAUGCCUCCUUGAGGAUCUCCCGUAGAUAAUGUGCAUCUGUCCGUGAGGUUGUCAUUUAUUCGGAUACUUUGGGAUCGGUCUCGGAGAUAAGAAUCGAACCAGGAGACAGCACCGACUGAGAAGUUGAGAGAGUCAAGUAUGCCUAGGAGAAUGUCGAAGUCAACUGCAUUGAAAGCAUUACUGAAAUCAAGCAGCAAUAAUAAUGUGAGGGACUUAUUCUCCAUAGCAAGCCUGAUAUCAUCAGUCACCUGAAUAAGAGCAGUUACGGUGCUAUGUCCCGGCCUAAAGCCGGAUUGGAAUGGGUUUAAUAGGUUAUUGGACAACAAAUGCAGAGAGAGCUGCUUAUGAACAAGGUGUUCAAGGACUUUUGAGAGGAAUGGUAAUAUGGAGAUAGGACGGUAAUCAGAACAGGACAGAGGGUUCGUGAUUUUAGGUAAAGGAAUAACAUGAGCACAUUUCCAAGCUGAUGGGAACCUAUUGCUUGCGAUGGAAAAGUUAAAAACAUGGGUAAGCACAGGAAUGAGUUCACCAAGAAUAUGGGAAACCAUCCUGGAACAGAUUCCAUCACUUCCUUUGGCAAUAGACGAAAUUGCCAAAACGGAUUUCUGCACAGAAUCUUCGGAAACGGGACUGAGGUUAAAAGGAUUAGAGGAGGGCUUAGGGGAGUCCGAUAAAUGACGUAAGGUGUUUACUUUGAUGUUGGCAUCCAGGGGCGUGGAGGACGUAGCAAAAUGUGCAUUCAGAGCACUAAUGUCUACUUUAUCACCACCCUGAUUAUGUGACUUACCUUUUACGUUAGGUUUAUGGUUUCAUGUAUAUGUUUUUGGAGUUUUGUAAUAAAUAUGUUCUACUAAGGGACUUGUAUCCAUGGUCAGAAUAAAUUUUAAAAUAUCUAUUCAAUAAUUAGAAAUAUAUAUCUAUGUAUAGCAGACUUUUAUAAAUUAGUACUUGAUCUGUGACUAUCAUUCAUUCCGUUCAUACCCUAUCCGAUCGACUCAGUUUUGGUUUUGGAGGUCAUAGUACGAGAUUAAAGUAAAACUUCAUCAGUUCUUAUUGAGAACUGAAUCGGAAUUUUGGUUGAUCAUAGUAAUCCUUCUGUUCGUAGCAUCCAAUUUGAUAACAAAUACCGAUUUGUCCAAUCAGCUGGCGAUGACGCAGGAUCCAGGACCGUGCGGCUCCAGCCAGCGGCUAAUUUCACUCCGUUUCACAAAUAUUGUUUUAAACUUAACUUAAAUACCACUCCGUUUCAUAAAUAUUGUUUUAAACUUAACUUAAAUA
Chilo suppressalis (striped riceborer) is the source of this 18382-nucleotide messenger RNA. The record is from the annotation of a GenBank genome assembly. NCBI's taxonomy places the organism in Eukaryota, Metazoa, Arthropoda, Insecta, Lepidoptera, Crambidae.